This is a messenger RNA of Dendrobium catenatum, 1581 nucleotides long. Its product is annotated as manganese-dependent ADP-ribose/CDP-alcohol diphosphatase. The transcript has 3 exons. The record is from RefSeq and is a predicted model, not a curated record. Bases 394 to 1356 code for a protein of 320 amino acids. Gene Ontology annotation, molecular function: CDP-glycerol diphosphatase activity; 2',3'-cyclic-nucleotide 2'-phosphodiesterase activity; manganese ion binding. NCBI's taxonomy places the organism in Eukaryota, Viridiplantae, Streptophyta, Magnoliopsida, Asparagales, Orchidaceae.
AGGUUUGAGAGUGGCGAUUUACAGCCCAGAAUCCCAAUCUAAUGUCCGAUUCCAUUCCAAGUCAUUGUUAGGCAGCUAGAUCCCUCUUAAUACCACGAUCCAGAGCUCGCAGCCGGACCUUAGAGGUAAAGAAGCAACAGCGAAGAGCAGAUUUUGACGGCAGAAAUUAGAGGAUUGAAUUCGAAGCUCUCACUCUUCAAGCCUCGCUCACUUGAUCGCGCUUCACGCCUCUCAACCGCCAUCUCGAGUAACCAUUACUCCAGACCUGAUAGGUUACGUUUGCUUGUAUUUCAAAAAUUUGGAGAAGAGUGGAGGGACUGUGUUGUAAUAAAUAUAAGACAUCUGAUUAUCACAAAUACAACAACUGGGAACUUGCAACAAGUACAAAGCAUCAUGGCCUCUACAAAUGGACUAUCAAAUGCUCAUAUUAAGCAACCUCUCUUCUCAUUCGGGGUCAUUACUGAUGUUCAAUAUGCUGAUAUUCCUGACGGUCACUCAUUCCUGGGCGUCCCUCGGUACUACCGUCAUAGCAUCCAGGUCUUGCAAAGGGCUGUCAGCCAUUGGAACAACCUCAAGAAACUGAAUUUUUCCAUGAACUUUGGUGACAUUGUUGAUGGAUUCUGUCCCAAAGACAAGUCACUGACCGCCGUCCAGAAGGUUCUAGAUGAAUUUAAUAGUUUCCAUGGACCUGUCUAUCACAUGAUCGGCAAUCACUGCCUAUACAAUCUCCUUCACAGUGACCUCACAGCUUUGUUCAAGAUUCCCUCUCUCCAUGGUGAGGCAUACUAUGAAUUCUCGCCGUCGCCGGAGUACCGGUUCGUUAUUUUGGAUGCAUAUGAUAUCAGUGUUCUUGGAAGGCCCCAUGAUGAUCCAAGAGCAUCUGCAGCUUUUAGGUUCCUUAAAGAGAAGAACCCCAAUACUGAUAAAAACAGCCCGGUUGGAUUAGCAGGUCUCGAGAAAAGGUUCUUGAUGUUCAAUGGAGCUGUAGGAGAAAAACAACUAGAGUGGCUUAAUAAUGUACUUAAGGAGUCUACUGAACAUGGGCAGAAGGUGAUUGUAGGUUGCCAUCUACCUCUAGAUCCUAAUAGUGCUACCCCAGCGUCUCUUUUGUGGAACUAUGAGGAAGUGAUGGAGGUGAUACACAGAUAUAGAUGUGUGAAGGUAUGUUUUGCAGGUCAUGAUCAUAAGGGCGGUUAUUCGGUUGAUUCGCAUGGCGUCCAUCAUCGCGUGCUCGAAGCUGCUCUCGAAUGCCCCCCUGGCUCUGAUGCUUUUGGUUAUGUGGAUGUCUACCAUGAUAGGCUCUUCCUUGUUGGCACUGAUAGAAUGGCCUCUACUGAGAUGAUUUUUGAAUCAUGAUUGUUGUUCAUUAUGCUUCCCCUUUUUUCAAAUUUAUUUUGUUAUUAUCAUAGUAUAAGAGGGGAUAGUUCAGUUAAUUUUUCCCAGCUGCUGAUUGAAGGUUGGGGAAAAUGCUUCCUCUAUGUCAUACAUAUAUAUAGCUUAGUUUAAUGGUAUCACUAAGUUUCACUGUGCUGUAACUUGAAAAAAUAUAAUCAAAGUUGUUCCCUUUUCAUUGCCAUUCAA